Messenger RNA from Paramecium sonneborni, 1892 nucleotides. NCBI's taxonomy places the organism in Eukaryota, Ciliophora, Oligohymenophorea, Peniculida, Parameciidae. The record is from the annotation of a GenBank genome assembly.
UAUGUAACAAACAGAUGUAAACAUAAUUUUUAAGAAAAGGAUAUUUCGUUAUAGAAGGAAUCUCCAAGAGAUAAAACAGAAAGAUUAGGAAGUACAUAAGUUGUUGCUUUGAGAUCAAUAAAAAAAGCUGUAAAGUAAAGAAAAAUAAUCAUAAAAGACUACAAGACUUGAGUAUUAUUUUAGGUUCUAUAAAUAAUUACAAUGGUUCGCCAUAAUAUUAAAAUGAAAGCGUAAAAGUCUCUCAAUAACAUAGUUUUUAUUUUUAGUGAGGGAAGAAAGAGAAGUACAUUAGAAAUUAGGAGAAAUAAGAAAAGAAUAUGAUACUUAUCGUACAAAAUCUUUAAAAGUUGAUAAAGAGAUUUAGCAAUACAAAGUAAAUUAUGAUUCUCAAAAUAUAGGAUUAGAUAUAAAAAUUAAGUUUAGAAGAAGCUGAAUUAAUAAACAAUUCCACAGGAUUAACAAAAGAAUUAGAAACAUCAAAAAGUGAUUACAUAUUAACAAAAUAAAGAUUUGAAGAAAGUUAAAUGAAUGAAAAAUCUUAUAAACUUGUGAUAAAUAGAAUAAAUCAUGAUAUUCUUUGUUUUAGGCAAAAGUUUAACGAAAUGGUAUAAGUUUUGGAAAGAAAAAAAGCAGAAAUCCAAUAAGCUGAUUCAAAAUAAUGGGAGUCUAUUUAACUUAAUUAAAUGACAAGAAAGUUAUGUGAUGAAAUGAUGAACGUAUAUCAUAUAAUAGAAAUUUAUAGAAUAUUGAGAUUGAAAAAAAUAAUAGAAAACGAUAAAUAGCCUAAUAUAAUUAACAAAUAAAAGCAUAAUUGGCUGCUAAAGAAAAAAGAGAUGAAAGAAUGAUGAAAUAAAGAUAAAUAGCAGAAGAUGCUAGUAAUGAUAAAGAUGUUAAUGAAGUAAAUAUAAUAUAACAUUAUUUUAGAAAAAAUGGAGAAAACUAUUAUUAGCUCAUAAAGUUGUACAUUCUAUUCUCAAGAAUAAAAUGCAAAAAGAAAUGAAAAAAUUUGAAAUUGUUGAAGAAGCAUUUUAAGAGAUAAAAACAGCAACAGGAAUAUAAGAAGCUUAAGAAGUUGUUUAAAAAUUUUUAACUAAAGAAUCUACAUAUGGUUAAUUAUUAGGAACUAUUGCUGAAAGUGAAAAAAAGAUAGAUCAUUUAAAAAGAAAAAACGAAAAUUUAAAGUAUUUUCAGAUUUAAAUUUAGAAAUAAAUUAUAAUAGUUAAAAGAUGAAGUAUAGGUUAUGGAAAUGACUGCUAAACCUACCAAAAAAGGAGUAGAUUCAGAAUUUUACAAAUAGUUUUAUAAUAUUGAUGAAAAAGCAAAAAAAGCAGAAAUCAUGAAACAAAAACUUUAUACAUGGAGUAUUAAAAUGCUAACCUAAAUGGAAAAAUCUCAAUUUAUUUAAACGGAUCAUCGAACUAAUUUUCACACUAUAUAUCCAAGAGGCAAGGAUAUAGAAUUAUUUGAGCAUUUAUAAAAAAUAAUUGUUGAAGAUCUUGAUUCCUCAAAACCAGAAGUUUUAUAUUAAUUAUAUUCUAUAGGACAUAUUAAAUGUUUUAGCAAAAGUUAAUAGAUCUAAUAUUAGAGAUGAUACAUUAAGUGAAUAAUACCGAGAAAAGAAUGUUAGAGUCAAAUAUUUUAAAUUAUCAUUAAGAGAAAAUAUUAAAAAAAUUAAAUCUAUAGAUUCUCAAGCUGAUUUAAGUAAUAGAAGCUAUAGUCAUUUUGGUUAAUCAAGUGAAUCCAGCCCUGAAUAAUCUUAUUUUGAAUAUGAGUCAGACGAUAAUAGUAUUGAUGAGAAUGGUGAAAAAAAACACUUUAAUAAUUUAAUCAGUGAAACUAAAAAAUAAUUAAAAUCCAAUAAAAAAGAUGAAGUUUCAGAUGGAAAAUACUGA